GCUCUCACCUGUGUAUUGCCUAAAUUUUAAACUUUACUUUGAAUCCGGAUUCCUCUGCAUUGAGCCUACUGACAUCGUUACUUCCGUCUUUCAGUGCGUGUUUUCUAGUUCGCUCUGGUUCGCUCUUUUUCCGGUGCGUCAACCCUAAACGAGUGUCAAGAUGGGUAAGCGCAACAACAUGAUCCCAAAUGGGCACUUCCACAAGGAUUGGCAACGAUUUGUCAAGACCUGGUUUAAUCAACCAGCGCGCAAAUAUCGCCGAAGACAGAAUCGUGUUAAGAAAGCCCGCUCUGUUGCUCCCAGACCAGCUUCUCUGCUGAGGCCUAUCGUCCAUUGCCCAACAUUCCGCUACCACUCCAAGGUUAGGGCAGGCAAAGGAUUCACCUUAGAGGAAUUGAAAAGUGCUGGGCUUAACAAAAAGUUUGCCAGAACUAUUGGUAUUGCUGUUGAUCACCGCAGGCGUAACAAGUCCGUUGAGACUUUGCAGACAAAUGCUCAGCGCCUGAAAGAGUACAGAGCCAGGUUGAUUCUGUUCCCAAUCAAUGAAAAGAAGAUCAAGAAGGGAGAGGCUACAGAGGAGGAACGUAAGGUUGCAACUCAACUCAAGGGUGAGGUCAUGCCUGUUAGACAUCAAGCACCUGCCAAAGCCAAGGCACGCGUCGUUACAGAAGACGAAAAGAAGUUUUCUGCUUACAUAACACUGCGCAAGGCUAGAGCAGAUGCACGCCUUGUUGGCAUUCGAGCGAAACGUGUUAAGGAUGCAGCUGAAAAUCCUGACGACGUUACCAAGGCUCCUAAGGACAAAAAAGCCAAGAAGUAAUUUAGGUGCGCAUUUUCGCUUACAAUAAUAAAGUAAUUGAAAAAAAAAGUCAAGCAUUAUGGUUUGUCAUUCCACCAACUGUCCCGUUAUUGGGGAGAAUAGAAUAAUAGUUCAGAGUGAAUAGAAAGAACAGAUAAGUAGCUCAUAAGUUCUAAGCAAAAAUAAUUCAAGAUAGACCGAAGCACAUUCAUAAUAGUAGGUAAAAAAUUUUCUGAGUUUAGCGGGAUGUAGGGGUACUGAAAGCAAUUAAAAUUCAUAGACCCUCACGUUUCAUUUUGAAGAUUCCCUUAUUCCAACGUUACACAUAAUAUUACACGUCAUGUAUGCAUAUACCUAAAUAGAUUUGAUAUGCUUAUUAUGA
This is a messenger RNA of Athalia rosae (coleseed sawfly), 1181 nucleotides long. It is a transcript of the gene RpL13, whose product is annotated as 60S ribosomal protein L13. NCBI's taxonomy places the organism in Eukaryota, Metazoa, Arthropoda, Insecta, Hymenoptera, Athaliidae. The record is from RefSeq and is a predicted model, not a curated record. Gene Ontology annotation, cellular component: ribosome; cytosolic large ribosomal subunit. Bases 161 to 820 code for a protein of 219 amino acids. Gene Ontology annotation, molecular function: structural constituent of ribosome; RNA binding. The transcript has 4 exons. Gene Ontology annotation, biological process: translation.